Messenger RNA from Haemonchus placei, 1071 nucleotides. The record is from the annotation of a GenBank genome assembly. NCBI's taxonomy places the organism in Eukaryota, Metazoa, Nematoda, Chromadorea, Rhabditida, Trichostrongylidae.
AUGUCGUACUUUCAGAAAGUAUCAGUCUUAUCAGGCGGUAUACUUUCAUUUUUACGAAUACCUACGCGAAACAAGGUACUGUUCCAACGGUUUCGCAUAGAGGAAAUACUCAUAGCCAUAAAUAGGAUGAUUUGCCUUUCUGUCUAUUUGAUCCUGCAAUUCUUAACCUCCAUCUAUUUCAUUGUCCAGUGUGGUGGCAAAAAGAAAAAGGUGGAUACCCCGAAAAGAAGCAAAAAGAAACACUCAACCAAGAAGGUCGAAAAGAAAAAGGAGCAGCCUCGAUCUGCAGAACCUCAGCCACAACAAAAAAAGAGUACGGACUCGCAGCAGAAGCCAGACCCAACAGCCAUCGAGGAGAAGAGAGAGGGGGGAUCUAGAUCGGCUGUGGAUCAGAAAGAUGAGAUCAGGGUAGAAGAGAAGAAAAUUGUAAAAAAGCCCAAUGAGGAGAAUGUUGAAGAGAAGAAGGAGAAGGAAGAGAAGAAAGAAGACAAGAAAGAAGAGAAGAAAGAUGAAAAAGAGGAGAAGAAAGACGAAAAGAAAGAGGACGAGAAGAAGGGGAGCAAAGAAGUGGAGAAGAAGGAUGAGCCAAAAAAAGAAGAAGGAGAGAAAGAGGACGAAAAGAAAGAGAGUAAAGAAGGGGAGAAGAAGGACGAGGAAAAAAAUGAAGAAGGAGAGAAAGAGGGAGAGAAGAAAGGGGACGAGAAGGACAAGGAAAAAGAGAAGGAAAAAGAGAAGGAAGAGGAAAAGCAAAAGGUGGAAGAGCUUCCACUAGAUGUCACUAUGCCAUCCCCACCAAAGGUGCUCAAAGUCACAAAUGAAACGGACAAGAAGCAGGCGAUGAAAAUAAAGUGCUCCAACAAUGCUAUGUUCAAAGUAAAUCCAGUGUUCGCCAUGAUCGAUGUGGGCAAGACUAUCGACCUUGUUUUGAGCCGAAGCGAUGGCCCAGUCAAGCCCGAGAAGAUACUUGUUCUCACCACACCGUUCGAAGGAGACAAUGCCCAGAAAGCUUACGCGAACAAGGACAAAGUCAAUCCACACACUAUAACUGUCCCGCUAGUGGCGAAAACAUGA